Messenger RNA from Pieris napi, 2240 nucleotides. RefSeq names its product putative carbonic anhydrase 5. The transcript has 8 exons. Gene Ontology annotation, molecular function: carbonate dehydratase activity; zinc ion binding. The record is from RefSeq and is a predicted model, not a curated record. Lineage: Eukaryota; Metazoa; Arthropoda; Insecta; Lepidoptera; Pieridae. Bases 180 to 1133 code for a protein of 317 amino acids.
GUCGUGGAGAAUUUAGCAGUGCAGCACUGGCCGACAAGGCGAAGUGAUCUUGAUACAUAAUAUGUAUUAUAUAUUAGAUAUAUGUACAUAAAAACAAUGUCAAGACACUUUCUGCGCUAGUGGGCUUUGUCAGUCGGAGGGGUUGUGACGAAUUGAAGAAACAUUUUUCAAAUCCAAAUAUGUGGCCUUUUGCGAUUUUAUUAAUUGGUGCCGGUACAAUCCAUGGAGCAGAGUGGUCAUAUGAUUAUGAAACCCAAUGGCCUGGGCAAUGCAACGAAGGUAAAAUGCAGUCACCCAUCAAUAUAAUGAGCCGCAGUGCACUGGUGGACCGGCAUGGACUUCACAUAAGGGGCCCUUUAGUGUUCCGAGGAUAUAACAAGGUCAACGUCACAGCCUAUAAUGAUGGUCAUACGUUGAAAUGGACGUUGGUUGAUGAUGCACCAGUUCCGAUGGUGUACGGCGGCCCACUGAGAGGAAACUAUAGCUUCAUGCAAUUUCACCUACACUGGCUCUCUGAACAUGCCAUCGACGGAAUGAAAUAUCCGAUGGAAAUUCACAUGGUGCACAUAAAGACUGGCCUCACGUUGGACGAGGCACUUCAGCGGCCGGACGGCCUCAGCGUUAUUGCUAUCCUUUGUCAGGUAAACAGUGGUGGUGCUAGUGAUUAUGCCCUCGGAGAAAUCGAAAGUUACUUUCCAAAACUGGUGGAGAGGAACUCGGUGUACCCAGAUCCAGCUGUUUUAGAUUUCACACGUCUCUUAAGCCCCGAGCCACAGUCCUUCUACACAUAUCACGGAUCACUUACGACUCCCAACUGCCAGGAAGUCGUCACAUGGGUUGUAAUGGACAGACCCCUCAUCAUAUCCGAUACACAGUACAAACAAAUAAGUCGAGUCGACGUCGGUAGAAUAGACAACUACAGAAGUCUUCAAGCAGUAGACCGCGAAAUAUACCGCAGCCUUGCGUCCUGUGCCUCCACAGCUUUGCCCGGUCUUCUGGGACUUCUAAUUACUUUCCUGAAUCUCUCUUCUUCACUUUCCACCGUUUUGAGUAAGGGUGUCUGUACAUUAGUCAAUAUAAAGAGAAAGUUUUUGGGCAGUACGAUUCAAAAUUGCACUGUCAAAACGAACUAAUCAGUCCGCUAUGUGGUUUAGGAAAAUUAAUUCUUUUUAAUACUAAAAGGGUUCAAAACAAACAUUCAGAGUAUUAAAAAUGUACCUGAUUGGUUAGAAAAGUUGAAGUUUAUAGCCGACGUUCUACUUACGGCAGCUCAAAUCGUUCAAAAGAUUAAGUAGAGGCUAUUUGACAGUAUAUACCGAAGUCUCCUCUUAGUAUAGCAAUAUAACGCAAAUCCUGCUUGAUCAAUCAAUCAUCAAUUAUGAUUAGAUUAGCAACUAUAAUAUAAUCAUGCUAAUCGAGAAACAAAAUGCAAAAGUAACAAAACAUAUACAAUCUAUAUAUUUUUACAGCUAUAACUAUCGUUUUAUGGCAUUAUAUAUUUUAGACAUAUUAUUGCAGAUUACUCGUCAUUCUCAAGUAGGUAUCGAUAAGAUUUAAGAAUACUUUAUUUUAAUUUAUUGCAUAUUAAUAAACAUAGUCCCUAGUGGCAUGUUAUAAAAAUGUAAAUUAUGACGUAGUUUUAUGAUAGCAAGUUUUCACGCAGGGCUGUCGGUCUCGUGAUAGUCCGAUCGUAUCAAGUCCUUACCACAGCAGCGUAUUGGCUUUUUUCUAUAGAUUUGUAACUAGGUUAUAGAGCCCGAGUUUAGCGUAUUGCAUUGAAAUAAUUACAAUAUAUAGUAUUAGCAAGUUCUGGAAAUAUAUCCAAAAAUACAUCAUAAUAUAUUUAACUUUGAUCGUCUAUCAAAUAUAUUAAUUAGGAACGGCUUUUAAUAGAACCCCGAUAAGCUUCGUCAAAUUAUCGCAAAAGAUUAUUGUGAAUAAACAUUUUAUUAAACUAUUUAUAGCGUUAUAACGAUGACGUCUGGAAAUUAUUUUUGGACGGAUUUAGCAUUAUCUCGUAUUUAUUAUCCUAAUUAUUACUAGAUACAUAAAGUGAGUUCGUUUAUCUUUGAGGAAAAAGUCAGUGAACCGAGCCGAUCGCGGUGUUACAAUAGCCAAAAACUUUACAGACAAGACAUGAUUUUCUGUUCUUGUUGUUUUCUAUUUAUUGUUUUGUUUUUUAUGCUCAAUUCUAACGUUACGCUUAUAUAUAAAUAACAUAUUUAAUUAUAACCCAUUUC